GUUGGUCUGUGGUGACAGGUUGUUGGAGUGAUGUUUUGCUAAACUUUUGUUGUUACCUAUUACUAUUAUAAUAAAACUGGAGUAUAUUAAUAUUUACUAUUAAAAUUUUAUCAAUAAGACUGCAAUCUUUAAAGUGGUUUAGAUAUCAACAAGUUACAUACCACGAUUGCUGCUGAUAUUCUCUAGUGCCUUUUCAAUUGACAAACAGUUUAUUUCUAAGUUGCGAGUCUGUCAUGAUGCCGACUCAGUUGGUGAAUCAGGACAAUCACGCCAAUGACAUUCGUGUCAAGACUGUGUAUAGUGGUGAUGUGAUGAUAACAUACAUAAACCAUCAUAUAACUCUAGAGGAAUUUACACAAGAGAUGGUUGCAAUAUGCCGUUUUGCUCCUGACCAGGUUUUUACCAUGAAAUGGGUUGAUGAGGAAGGUGAUCCUUGUACCAUAUCUACGCAACUGGAACUGGAUGAAGCACUGAGGCUGUAUGAGCUGAAUCGGGACUCGGAGCUCACUGUUCAUGGUAAGUAAAAUGUAUAGUUUCACUGUAGUAUUAUUCAUUUUGUAGUAGCUCGGUGGCGUAGUGGAUAAGCGCCGCGGCCCGCGAUCGUUGUCGUUAAGCAACUUUCGCAAGGGUCGGUCAUGGGAUGGGUGACCAAAAAAUUAUUAUCUCAAGCUACUCCGUGCUUCGGAAGACACGUUAAGCCGUUGGUCCCGGCUGCAUUUGCAGUCGUUAAUACCCCCCAAUCCGCAUUGGGCCAGCGUGGAGGGUCAUGGCCCAUCCUCCUUAACCAUCCAUAAGGAAGGCCUGAGCCCCUGCAGUGGGGACGUAAAAAGGGCUGAUGAUGAUGAUGAUGAUGAAUAUUAUUCAUUUUGUAUGGGUCCAUCAAUCUACACUAGAUAUUAUUUUAAUUCCUUCAUCAGCUGCAUCCAUUUUUGAAAAUAUUAAUAUUAUUGUUUGAUGUUUACUGGAUGUUCUUAAAUAUUUACCUAGUGGUGACAUUCAUCAUAAUGGAGUGAUAAAAAAUGGUUUAAUGUAACAGAGUGUUUAUUGUGAUUAUAUUAAUAAAGUGCCAGGAAUGUAGUGCCAUAUAGUCAACGAAGUAUAGCUUCAAAUAACGCUAUAAUAAUAAGCUUGAACAAAGGACUGCCAAUUGGCACGAAACAAUUUCGUCCAGCAAGAAUUCUGACUGACUAUCAACAAGUUGAUGUAACAUUGUGCUGGAAUGCACGAUGCAAAUGAAUCCGUAAAUUCUUGCGAUCCGCCGUAAGAAUUCGCAGAUGUUCUCGAUGCGCUGUCACUAAACAGUUUUGUAUACAAGCAUUGUGUACAUCCGUACCGCAAAAAGGAAAAAAAAAACAAUUUCUUGUUUCAAACUUUUUAGAGCGUGAUUAAGCUAUAGUUGGGUUUUAUAUUUUUUUAUUUAAUUAAUUUUCGGGUGUAUUUAAGCAAAUUCGCAAGCAAAAGCGGAAAUUUGUAGUUUAUUACUUUAUAUUCUUAAUGAAAAAUGCUUAAAGAAUCCACUACGUCUCUGGUACUUUGAGAUGGGAUUCGAACCCACGUCGUUUCGAACUUUCGAUGUUCGAGAUUGACUCGCUGUUGGCUGGAUUUUAAAGUUGUCAAAACAAGCCUGUAAUAUUAAAUAUCAAUAUUUUUUUUUUUCAAAAAUACACCCGAUAUUUUUUUUAAAAUAGGUUUAUUUAACUCUGUCGUUGUUAUUUGUAUCCUUAAGUUUGGUCUUAAAUUCUAAUGCUUAAUUAUUAUUACUUUAACCGUUUUUGCACCGAUAUGUGUAUUGAGACACUGAGAUUAGUGAUUGUAAAGUUUAUCUACGUUAAGCUUCCGAGUCGGUUAAGUGUAAUUCGGUAAGUGAUGUUCGUCGAAAUGGUUAAUUUCAUUAUAUUUGAUAUUUGUGUUCCGGUUAUGGCAAUGGAAUUGAUCAAUAUGACCUACGUAUAUGAAUUCAAUCAUCAUCAAUAUUCUCGCUCAAAAUUAUUCGUAAUAAAUCUGUCAAAUUUAUCCACUUGAUUUUCACAACCCAAAUGUUUUGUGGGUAGAGUUUAAAAUCAAUUUUAAAAAGAUGACAUAUUGUGGCAGCCUGGCGUAGCAGCCUUGUGUGCAACCGGGUCUGUAUAAAAAUGCACUGAAAUAAUGCUUGCUUUGAUCAUAUUACACGUCUUGACUUUCAUAUGAGUUUACAUAGAUCUUGGUUGCUGUAACUAUUAAAACUGUAUUAAAGAUUCAACUACGAUCUUUUAUCAUUAACAACUUUAUUGAUUAACUAAUAAUCC
Diatraea saccharalis (sugarcane borer) is the source of this 2285-nucleotide messenger RNA. The record is from the annotation of a GenBank genome assembly. Lineage: Eukaryota; Metazoa; Arthropoda; Insecta; Lepidoptera; Crambidae.